Spathaspora passalidarum NRRL Y-27907 is the source of this 1108-nucleotide messenger RNA. Its product is annotated as ubiquitin-protein ligase peroxin 10. The record is from RefSeq and is a predicted model, not a curated record. Gene Ontology annotation, biological process: protein import into peroxisome matrix. Bases 70 to 1062 code for a protein of 330 amino acids. NCBI's taxonomy places the organism in Eukaryota, Fungi, Ascomycota, Pichiomycetes, Serinales, Debaryomycetaceae. Gene Ontology annotation, cellular component: peroxisomal membrane. The transcript has 2 exons. Gene Ontology annotation, molecular function: zinc ion binding.
UGACUUUACAAAAUCCCCAGUACAAUUUCUUCAUCAUAUCACUCACGAACCAAACCUGAUACAAUCAUCAUGUCAUCCAAUCCUAAUAGCAGACAAUUACCAUUUGCAGAUGCAGCAACCAUAGUUCGUGCCCACCAAAAAGAUGCAUACUUUGAAUCAAUAUAUCGAACGUAUUUACAAGAUUUCUUUCAAAUUUUACACGGUCAAAGGUUCAUCAAUAGUUAUCCUCAAGAAAUAACUGUGUUGGCCAAGGCUCUUUACCUACUGUUGACCACAUUACUUGGAGCAAGAACAUUGGGAGAAGAAUAUGUUGAUUUAAUAUAUGUCAACAAAACUGGAAAAAGACUUCCUCGAUUAUUACCUCGUAUUGGGUUCAUCUUGUCAUAUGCGGUAUUACCAUAUAUUGUCAGUAAAAUUUUUAAGCUGUUCAAAUCGUCAAGUGAAGAGGAACUGAAGAAAGACGGUAGCAUAAGUAUCAAACAAUGGUUGAUUCGAAUGUUUUCCAAUUACUACAAGGUAUUAGAUGUGAUACUUAAUGUCCAUAUAGCCUUGUUUUAUUUUAAAGGAGAGUUUUACUCUCUUUCGAAAAGGAUAUUUGGAUUAAGAUAUGCAUUUGGUCAUAACAAGGAUCCUCAAAAGGUUCAACAACAAAGUGGUAAUUAUUCCUUGCUAGGUGGAAUUAUCAUCUUACAAUUAUUUGUCAAACUGUUAAUGGCAUUGAAAUCCUAUAAUGAUGAAUUAGUAAAGAAAGGUGAAAAGACUAAUACAGCCACUCAGCGGGAUAAUGGUACCAGAAUACACGACAUCAAUACUUUACAAACAUUGAGUGAAAACUUUGAAACUGAUCACAUCAUCGAUUUAUCAGAUGAAUCUCAAUUACCAUACUUACCAGAAAAUUCGCGUAAUUGUAUGUUGUGUUUAUCACCUAUGGUUAAUCCUUCGGCUGCCAUUUGCGGUCAUAUAUUUUGUUGGGAUUGUAUUGUUGAUUGGAUCAGAGAACAUCCUGAAUGUCCCUUAUGCAGACAACAAUGUGCAGAACAGAACUUGUUACCGCUUAGAUAGAAACACGUUUACAUAGUAAUACACGGACUAAUUUCAGGCACAAUUG